This is a messenger RNA of Pantherophis guttatus, 2080 nucleotides long. RefSeq lists its product as uncharacterized. Lineage: Eukaryota; Metazoa; Chordata; Lepidosauria; Squamata; Colubridae. Gene Ontology annotation, molecular function: protein binding. The record is from RefSeq and is a predicted model, not a curated record.
GCAAAUUCAUUUUUUUUAUUUUUUUUUAUUUUUGAACCAAAGCAUAUCAUCCAAAAUGUGUACAGUACUUUUUAAAAUAUUACAGCACUCUUUUUUUAAAAAAAGAGAGUGAACAUUCAUACAGUAUAGUAUAACCUGAAAAAGCAUUAUAUUGGGAAAUUAUUUUGGAUGGGAAAAGUAGGGAAAUCUGGCAAAAUUGCAAAACUAAUAUACAUAAUUUUUGAGAUGCUGGGCAAAAAAACAACAACAUUGGGGUGCUAACUUUUGUAAAAGACCCUCAGGUUUAGCAGAAUUGCAUAAAUGAGAAAAAAGAGAGGAAAUUACCACAGCAGAUUUGUAAAAUUAGGAUGGAUUAGAAUUGACAAAUUUGCUACAUACAUCCCUCCAAUUUGCCUUUAUGUACUGUAGGAUGUGGGGCCUGCUCGCCACUCUGCUAUUUUUCCUCUUUGGCUGUCAUGUGGAUGCUGCAUGUCCCAGGAUCAAUUUUACAUACUUCAAUGACACACCGUGCCUGAAUUUCAGUGGCUUGUUUCCUUACCCCAAAGUCAAUUUCAGUAUAUGGAAACCAGUGAAAGAGUUGGAUCUGUCCGAUAACUCCAUCGCAACGUUAUCAGAAUUGGAGUCUGCAAAAAAGCUGGAAUCGUUGUUUCUUCACAAAAAUAAACUGAAGAGCCUUCCUUCCGACUUCUUUGACAAAACACCCAAUCUGAAGGUCCUGAGUUUGGAGAAGAACAAACUUGGCUCUCUAUCCAUUGAAGAGUCCUAUCACUGUCUGAAGGAGCUCCGCGUGGACUGUCACUGCAAUGUGGCUCGUGGCAUUGUGAAAUAUUGCCACAACUGCUCAGACCAAGGCAUCAAAUGCCAGUGCUUCACUUCUGAAAGACUGGAUAAUGUAACUGAUUACUACAAGGAUAAGUGCUCUGCUAGCAUUGGGUAUGGUCUCUAUGUUGGCAUCAUCGUACCAAUUUUGAUUCUGCUCCUGUUGGGCAUCCUGGUUUUCUUUGUAAUCCGGAGGAAGGCAGGGGCCCCAAUCAAUCAAGAAAAACGAAUUUCCAACACAUCUGAAGGUACUGCUGGACAAUCAAGGUACAUCAGCCGCUUACCCCAGCCAGGGAAUAGAUUUCAGGACAAAGAGUUCCACAAAGACUAUGAGAAUGUCUUGAAAGACCAAUCCAAGGGCAGAGUGGGCAAAGUGAAAAGCGGGCAAGGCAACCACCAGAACCGGAAGCAGACUACUACCAAAAGGUCUCCAUCGAAAAGUGAGAACAGUGAUUCUGCUGAAGGCCAUCAGCCCGUCUACGCCAAUACUCAGGAAUUAUAUUACAACUAUACUGGGAAGUCUAUACCAGAAGCAGUAGAUGAUGUCUACAUUAUUCCAGACCAGUGAUACCUUGGCUCCAUCAACACUGCUAUGACCAAGGAUGACCCAAAACAUCUCCUGGGCCUGUUGCAAUGCCCGUUCUCCAGAACACCAUACCUCAAUUCAUUUGCUGGCAUUUUGUAAAUCACUGAAGAGUUAGAUGGGACCUACAGGUUGGGUGAGACCAUCACUGUGGCUUUCUUUAGCAUGGUUAUGGUGAUGUGGUGGAAUGGAUUGUCUUCAGGCAUCAUUAUGUUAUCUUCUCAUUGUUGUUUAUCUUGAUAUUCAUUAGGUUUGUUUGUUGAUUUGGAUUACCUAUGUUUCCUACCUAUGAGGUAGGAGACCUUCUCUGCUGUUGCCCACACUUUGGGGCAUGUUAAUCCCCAGAGGCAAAAGGAGCCCCAAUGCUUUUGGUUUUCUGGAAGAGGGUUAAGACCUGGCUCUGCCAAUGAGCACAGGAGUCUAAAAGGAUGAUGCAGCCCUAGGGGUAGGGGUAGGGAUUGGCUUAGGGACACUCCCUCCGCCUUGUUAACCUAAGUUCUUUAAACUUUGAUUUUCUCUUUUAAUUUGUAAAUUUUAACCUUGUUCUUAAUUCUGUUUUUAACCAUGUUUUUAACCAUAUGUUUAAAUUGUUUUAUGAUGUGGUGGUAAACUGUUCAGAGUGACUUAUGGUAUAGAAAUGUAAUAAAUGUAAAUAAAUAAACAAAUAUAAUAAAUGAA